Mercurialis annua (annual mercury) is the source of this 2063-nucleotide messenger RNA. Its product is annotated as cationic amino acid transporter 1-like. Gene Ontology annotation, molecular function: L-glutamate transmembrane transporter activity; L-lysine transmembrane transporter activity. NCBI's taxonomy places the organism in Eukaryota, Viridiplantae, Streptophyta, Magnoliopsida, Malpighiales, Euphorbiaceae. The transcript is spliced from 2 exons. Bases 194 to 1921 code for a protein of 575 amino acids. The record is from RefSeq and is a predicted model, not a curated record. Gene Ontology annotation, cellular component: plasma membrane. Gene Ontology annotation, biological process: transmembrane transport; amino acid transport.
AUCUUGGGAGAUUAGGGUUUUAUCUCAAAAGAAAGUUAUAGUAUUAAACUAGAACUGUACGUACUUAUAUAAAAGCAAUCACCACCAACCAUAACUCUAAAACCAAUUCCACCAUUAUUUAAAAUUUCAUGUUAAUGCAGUCACGUUUUUCUAUUAUUUGAUUAUCAAACAUCCAGGGUAAGCAACUAGGGCGAUGGCUAGUGAUGGCAGUGGCCUUCAGAACAGAGGAUGUGUCUGCAAGAAAGAAGAUUUUUUGCCAGAAGAAUCAUUCCAAAGCUGGAACUCUUAUAUUCAUGCAUUGUCUAACAUAAAAAGCCGGUUCAAGGAUCGUGUUCUAGCACGAUCACUAGAUAAUGUCGAGCUGCAGGAAGUGCGUGGCGAAAGCCAUAAUGAGAUGAAAAAAACUCUGAAUUGGUUGGAUAUUUUUUGGUUUGGGAUUGGAGCUAUAAUGGGUGCAGGAGUAUUUGUACUUACUGGCGAAGCUGCUCGGAAUGAUGCCGGUCCUGCGGUUAUACUUUCAUACCUAAUAUCGGGCAUAGCUGCAUUGUUAUCAGUGUUAUGCUACAGCGAAUUCGCGACGGAAUUACCGGUAGCCGGAGGUUCAUUUUCGUAUCUUAGAGUGGAGCUGGGUGAUUUUGUAGCUUUCAUUGCUGCUGGGAACAUUUUGUUUGAGUAUAUUAUUUCUGGUGCUGGCGUGGCUCGGUCUUGGACUUCGUAUUUGGCUACCCUCUUUAACAAUGAACCAAACACUUUCCGCAUACACGCCCCAUUUCUUGCAGAUAAUUAUAACUAUUUAGAUCCCAUUGCUGUGAUGAUUUCGAUCUUUAUUUGUAUUGGAGCAUGUUGGAGUAUCAAAGGUUCAUCAAGAUUCAACUCAAUUGCUACAAUAGUCCACAUGUUCAUCUUGGCAUUCAUCAUCAUCGCCGGUCUUACGAAGGCGAAUACUGCUAAUUUCACACCUUUCGCACCUUUUGGUAUUCGCGGGAUUCUGAAGGCAUCAUCUAUGCUUUUCUUUGCAUAUAUAGGAUUUGAUGGAGUAGCAACUUUAGGUGAGGAGAUUAAAAACCCGGGUCGAGAUAUUCCGUUAGGACUAAUUGGCUCCAUGUCGGUUAUUGUGGUACUUUACUGCGUUCUUGCAGCAACGCUAAGCUUAAUGCAGCCUUACACCCAGAUUGAUGUUGAUGCGCCAUUCACAGUGGCAUUUCAAGCUACGGGUAUGAAUUGGGCGAAAUAUAUCGUUGGAUUGGGUGCGUUGAAAGGGAUGACAACAGUUUUGCUAACUAAUGUGCUCGGACAAUCUCGAUAUUUCACUCAUAUCGGCAGAACCCAUAUGGCCCCGCCUAUACUUGCUUCCGUCAAUAAAAGAACUGGCACCCCAGUGAUUGCCACAGUUUGCAUGACUGUAGCAAAUUGUAUUGUUGCUUUCUUCACAAGCCUUGAUGUUUUGGCAAACCUCUUGUCCAUCUCCACCCUUUUCAUAUUUUCUCUUGUGGCUCUUGCAUUGCUGGUGAGACGAUACUAUGUGACUAAUGAGACGUUGAAUGUUGACAGAAAGAAGCUUAUUGGAUUGUUGGGGUUAAUCGUAGCAUCCUCAAUUGCCUGCGCUGUUUAUUGGGCAGUCUCAGAUGGCUGGGUUGGUUAUGUAAUAACCGUACCGAUUUGGUUUUUCUCCACAUUAGCACUACAGCUGACACUGAAUCAAGCAAGAAAGCCUAAACUGUGGGGAGUACCAUUGGUGCCAUGGCUACCAUCUGCUUCGAUUGCUCUAAAUGUUUUUAUUAUGGGAUCCAUCGACGGGGCAUCAUUCAUUAGAUUUUCCAUCUGGACAGGGGUAUUGCUUGUCUAUUAUCUGCUUGUGGCACUGCAUGCUUCUUAUGAUGCAGCAAAGAAAUUGCAAAUAGAAGUAGCUGUCAACAUUUAGGGAAGUUUUCUUUAGUGUUUUUGGGUAUAUUUUUGGGAUAAUUAUUAAUUUGAUGUCUGAACUUGUUCAAAGUGACAAUUUAAUGUUUGUUUUCAAUUUGGUGUUUAAAUCGGCUAAAUAUAACAAAUAAGUGGUUUUACUA